This is a messenger RNA of Acaulospora colombiana, 647 nucleotides long. The record is from the annotation of a GenBank genome assembly. NCBI's taxonomy places the organism in Eukaryota, Fungi, Glomeromycota, Glomeromycetes, Diversisporales, Acaulosporaceae.
UUGAAGAAUGGAGUCCAGAAUUAGUAACAAACUUCUUAAGACUAAACAAAAAACUGUUUCUUAAUGAAAAGACAAUUCAGAUUAUAGAAACAUUAGAUUACUCUGGUGAAAAUUUUCUUCAAUCGACCGAAGAAGAACUUGAAAGACGCAACAUACCCCAUGGUGCAGCAAAAAGGAUUCUCAACGAACUUAGAGAACAAGCGAAGAAAGGCACUACCAACAGCAGUAAACCUUCGAAAUAUGUAGCUGUUAAGGGGGAAGGCGGAACGUCGGACACUUCUUCAUUGCCCGAAGAUGAAGCUUUUGAAGAACGAAAAAAGCCACACACCAAUACCCCCAAACCGAUAAUCGUCAAAUCGAACAAAAAAAGAUUAUCUUCUGCGGAAGCUGCUCUUCCGAAUAUGGAUGAUAUAGAAACACUUCGAGAAAAAUUCAGGAGAAUAUACGAGUCCAGGAAGGAAAAUGAAGGCAUUACCUUUAAAAAAAUAGUCGAUGAAGAGAUUGAAAUCGGUUACAUCAGUUCAUUUACCAUAUCAAAAUUUUAUAACGGUGAAUCGGCUCUUCGUGUAGGUCAAAAUGAGAUAGCAGUCCGAGAUUGGGUUGGGAGAUAUGAAAAGAAAAUUAAAAGAAAAAUAGCGAGGAAUUAA